AUGCUGCGGGACAAGCACGGCAAGCAGUACGGCGCGCUCGACGACGACCGGGUCUCGAACCACCACAUCAAGAUCGUCGCGACGCUCGCGACGCUCGGCGAGCCGUCGAUCCGCGGCGCGUACUACGCGGACCUCGACACGUCCGUCGCGCACCCCUGGGCCGUCGACGGCGACGUCCUCGACGAGCACGCGCGGGGCGAGUCGGACGUCACCUUCGGCUACGGGGGCACGGGGCCGUCCGAGGUCGCCGCGUUCCGCUGGCAGGUCCGGAGCUCGCGCUUCUACGCGCGCGACUCUUUCGCGGGCCGCGCGUUCUUCGCGCGCUGGUUCGCGAACCGCUGCACCUUCAAGGACCAGUUCAGCCUCUUCCACACGAUCCUCGAGCUCGCGGGCGACGCGGGCUGCGUCGACUACCGCGGCGAGGUCUGGAGCGAGCUCACCUACAAGGAGGCCCUCCACGGCUCGGGCGCCGACCUGGCCGCGCGGCUCCCCGGCGUCGCCCUCGACUGCGCGCGCGUCGACGCGCGCUGCCCGGACUGGACCUUCCGGAAGCGCGGCGCGUCGUGCGACCACGCGGACCCGAAUCUGAUCGACGCGCUCUACCACCACUCCCUAACGCACCACCUCUCCCUCGCGGGCCGCCGGGACACGCGGGUCUUCGCCUUCGACGGCGGCAACAUUACUGUCGCGAACGCGUGCUUCACCACGCGCGGCACGCCGCUCGAGAACACGACGAAGUGCGUCUCCUACGACCCCGAGGAGUACGUCGCCAAACUCGGCAUCCGCGCGCGCGACAGGACGCGCCACGCCUGGGGGUGA
Aureococcus anophagefferens is the source of this 819-nucleotide messenger RNA. RefSeq lists its product as hypothetical. NCBI's taxonomy places the organism in Eukaryota, Pelagophyceae, Pelagomonadales, Pelagomonadaceae. Bases 1 to 819 code for a protein of 272 amino acids. The record is from RefSeq and is a predicted model, not a curated record. The transcript has a single exon.